Molecule: messenger RNA, 598 nt
Organism: Halteromyces radiatus
Lineage: Eukaryota; Fungi; Mucoromycota; Mucoromycetes; Mucorales; Cunninghamellaceae
Exons: 1
Coding region: 241-435 (64 amino acids)
Source: RefSeq, a predicted model, not a curated record
CGAAUUCUUAUCAAGUUGAUCAUGGAUACUUUGCCUUUGAAACCCAGCAUCCUACUCUCUCUUUUUGCUUCUUUCUUUCGUUUUUUCUCUUUCUUUGAAGAACUCGAAUUUGUUCAACCGUUUUUAAAGAGGAAAACGAACAUUGUAGAAAAGAAAAAUUGAUGUUAACCAUAUUCAUAGUUCUUUUUUUUUCUUUUUUGUUAGGCAUCAUGACGAUAAUGACAUAAUGAAUAUACUGAAAUGGAUACAAAGCAAAGUAGGAAUCAUGAACUCCACUCUUUUUUUUUUCUUUUUCUUUUUCUUAUUUUUCUUGGAUCAAAACAGUCAGCGUCAAAGAAAAUCCAAAGUAUUAUUAUAUAUGAUGUAUUCCACUUGAUAACCAAUAAUAUUAUUUCUUAUGAUAUGGUAUAUAUAAGACUCUCCCUUCUAUUAUGACUAGGAUGAUCAACGCCCUUGAGCAGAUGAUAGAUAAUACACCAAUAUUCUCAUAUAUACUUAUAUAGUAUGAUAGUUGUAGAAAUCCAUUUACCUUAGAUAGCUAUAGAUUAAUCUUUGCCAGUUGAUUGGCUUAUUAUAUGAAAAAAAAAAUAAAAAUUUG